AAAACUGUUGCAGACUCACAAGUCAGAGGGACAGACACAGAUGCAGGGACAUUUCCCAGCAUCAUCAUGUCAGCUUCCAACUCACAACAGGUCCUGGAGAACACAGAACCCUUGAGAGGUGUAAAACAUGUGAAGCCGCCUGUAAAACCCAAACCACUGGUGCCUCCACGCCCUAAGGAAAUUCCAGGGUCCGAAAAUAAAAGUCCUUUGCUAUCACCAACAUCUAGCCAAUGCUCUCCAACUUUGGAUAUACCAUCUGCCCUCAAAAUCAGCCAGCUUACAGGUCCGCAACCUUAUGGGACUAGGCGGACUUCAUUAAAAAGAUGGUCAUCCUCUGUUGGUGAAGAAGGAAAUCAAGAGAAUAACCCACUGUCACCAGUGGAAAACAGGAGUACAGAUCUACCAGUCAAGAUUGCAGCCAAGCCAUUAUCUGCUCCUUCGAGACCUCUGCACAGUGGACCAGUAUGGAAAGGAAAAAGUCCUUUUAUCUUAACAACUCGAGGAUGGGGAGAGCAAAGACUGAAUCAAUCAAGGGAUCACAACGAGAGCGAGACUACAUCCCAGAAAACUAGUUCCAGCUCAGUGAGUAAAGAUACAGAUUCACAAAAAAGACAAACUACAGUCGAAGAGAGUACAGUCUUACAUUCAGAAAGUCAUGUUGGAAUUAUUCCAGAAGAAAAAGCAGUGGCUUUCAAUGUCCAAGACUCUGUAGCCAGUCCUGAAAAAUUGCCCUCAAGAGCCUCUGAAGAUGAAAGGAUGGUUUCUUCAGGAUUCUGCUCUUCUGACAGGUCUGAACUUCAAAAACCAUCUGUUCCCCUAAAAUCUGAUCUUCAUUAUGAAAAUAGCAAACAGGUCUCCCACUAUGACCAUAAGGAAGAAAUCAUGGUGCCACCCACUAGAACUGAGAAAAAAGUUCUAAGUGUUCCUAUAAGAGAAUCCUUCCAUGUGCCAAAAAGUCAAACUGAGGAUGAAAAUGUAAAAAAUGCAAUAGUUUAUAAUAAUAAGAUUUCUGAUGUAAGGUCAGAACUUGGACACAUAGUACUGCCUGGUGACAUACAUGUAGACAAAGGACACCUGGAAAUCAGGGACAAGAAUCAACAACCAGAAGCAGAAGUAUAUUCUCACGACCUUCAAAACAUUGGAGAUGUUAUACCCCAAAAAUAUACACAACACACCAAUAUAGCUUACAAGCAAGAAUCACAACAUCAUGAUCAGCCACAGCCAAUUGUACCCCCAAAACCCAAAGAACGAAAAAAGCUGUCUGUGCAGUUUAAUGUGCCAAAAGCAGAUGACCAAGGUGAAGUGCAAAGGUCUUUGGGCGAUACUGAAUCAGAGGUACAAGAACCCAAAGAAUAUAGAGCUAGACACAAGGAGGAUGGAAAUGCAGAUAUGAGAAGAUGGCAUAGAGAAGAUGGCGAAGAGGAGAAACCAGCUUUACAUGGACAGCAAAAGACCGAUGAAGAACCUGUGGAAGAGCAACAGGGGAAGUCAGCAGGAACAGAUGAGUCACUAGGUUUUGUAAGGACGCAAAUAGCCAACUACACAAUGACCACAGAUGAUGGGAUUUAUAGAGAAGAUAAUAUUAGCAAAGUUCCUACAGACUAUACAGUGAUUCAUAGAAGUGAAUAUCAUGGUAAUGAAAAUAUAGAUGUUGGCCAACCAGAUGUUCAUGGAUUAAGUCUCCAUCAUAAAGAAGUUAAACUUAUUGAUGAAGAAAAGCCUUUGAUUUCUCAUGCUACACAAAUGUAUGAAAAUAUUGAGAGUGGAAACCAAGAGACUGACACCAAACAACCUGAUAUAGAUGAUGACAACAGAAGCUUCAAUAAGAGACAGCCAGAGGCUGAUUCUGAGGUGACGCAUGUGGAGUAUAUGUCCCAUUUUACUGCACCCAGCUUAGAACGUGGAAAUGAUACCUAUUCCUUCCAAGACUCUGGGACACCUUAUAUCCAUCUUUAUAAACCCAGUACAGCAGAUGAUUCUGAAUUUCAUGAAAAUACAGAUAUAAAGAAGGCACUACCCAUUACCAUUGAAUCCCGUACGGAUGACAAACUUCCUUCACAGGAAAUAUAUACUCAUGCAAAGGAAUUUCUUCCAUCAAGUGCUCAGGCUCAGCCACAGGAAGAGCUGACUGAACUGGAGAACUGCAAACCAAGUUCCAAGUCAAAUCUUGAUGAGUUAGAAGAGCUGGAGUGUUCUAAAUCUAAAGAAUUUCACUUGAGUCAUUUUAAGGAUUUAGCUGGCACAGUCACUCAAUCAACGAAGUUAAGCGGCAGAAGAGAUCACAAAGAUGGAAUUCAGUACUAUAAUAUUUACUCACAAAAUAUUCAGGAUGGAGACAAAGUAAAACAUGAAGUUAAGUCAGAGGACCAUAAUUUUUCACCUAGUCAGUCAGAAGAACCAUUGCAAGAAGGUGCACAGUCUGAGGAACUAGUUCAUACAUAUUCACCAUCUGAGAAACUAGUUGAUACAUAUGUACCAUCUAAGGAAAUAGAUCAUACAUAUGCGCCACAUAAGGAAAUUGAUCACACAUAUGCACCAUCUGAGAAAUCAGUUGAUACAUAUGUACCAUCUAAGGAAAUAGAUCAUACAUAUUCUCCACGUAAAGAAAUAGAUCAUACAUAUGCACCAUCCGAGGAACUAGUUUAUAAAUGUGCACCAUCUGAGAAACCAGUGGAUACAUAUGUACCAUCUAAGGUAAUAGAUCAUACAUAUGCACCACAUAAGGAAAUUGAUCACACAUAUGCACCAUCUGAGAAAUCAGUUGGUACAUAUGUACCAUCUAAGGAAAUAGAUCAUACAUAUUCUCCACGUAAAGAAAUAGAUCAUACAUAUGCACCAUCUGAGGAACUAGUUUAUAAAUGUGCACCAACUGAGAAACCAGUGGAUACAUAUGUACCAUCUAAGGUAAUAGAUCAUACAUAUGCACCACAUAAGGAAAUCGAUCAUACAGAUGCACCACACAAGGAAAUCGAUCAUACAGAUGCAUCAUCUGAGAAAUCAAUUGAUACAUAUGUACAAUCUAAGGAAAUAGAUUAUAAAUAUGCUCCACAUAAAGAAAUAGAUCAUACAUAUGCACCAUCUGAGGAACUAGUUUAUAAAUAUGCACCAUCGGAGAAAUCAGUUGAUACAAAUGCACAAUGUAAGGAAAUUGACCAUACAUAUGCACCAUCUGAGGAACUAGUUCACACAUAUACAGCAUUAAAGCAACCAGUUCACAUGCAUGAGUCAUCAGAAGAACAAGACCAAGAAUAUCCACAAUCAAGAGAGGAUAUACAUAACUAUGCAGUAUUAAAGAAAGAGCAGGAAAAUGUAGUUUAUAUAUCAGAGGAGCCAGAUCACGAUUAUAUAGAUUCAGGAGAAGAAAGCCAUAAGUAUGCAGUCCUAAAGGAAGCAAAGCAUGCGUGUAACCAGUCAGAGAAGCUAGAUCAAACAUAUGAGCUACCAGAGGAUCAUAUUUUGUACAAUGCCCAAUCAGAAGACUUAGCUUAUAGGCAUAAGCCAUCAAAGACUACAACCAUUACAUAUGAACAAUUAGAGAAACCGGGUAACACAUAUGACCAGAUAAAGGAGUCCUAUACUCAGGACAUACAACCAAAGGAGUCAGAAAAAGUGUAUGAAUAUGCAGAGAAAAAGUAUACAGAGUCAGAGGAUUCACCAGAAAAGAUCAUUCCCUAUGUAAAACAAUCAUAUGAGUUACAUAACCAGCAUGCUCAAGCAGAGGAAACUCCAUCAGAGUUAGUAAAUUACCAACAAGCACAACCAGAGGAGCCCGAUUUCCAACAGUCAAAGUCUGGGUUGCCAAAUCACCUACAAGCACAAUUCAAAGGUCCAGAUUAUGAACAACCUCAAUCGGAGGUUCCAGAUUACCAAAAAUCAAAGGAGCCAUAUUAUCAACAAGGGCAAUCAGAAGAGCCAAAUUAUCAACAAGAGCACUCAGAGGAAUGCCCUGUUCAUCACAAACACUCAGAGGAGUUGUAUUACCAACAAGAACACUCAGAAGAUCCAAAUUAUCAACAAGCACAAUCAGAGGAGCAAAAUUAUCCAACAACACAAACAGAGGCGCUAAAUUUCAGAUAUCAACAACCAGAAAGCUUGGAGAAUAACAAUAACAGCUCAGAAGAUUCACAGUUCAACUAUUAUUCACAACAGUCAAAGCAGACUUCAGAGGGUAAAAGUAAGAUGUCUGGAGAAAAUAAUUAUAGGUUGACAGAGUCUACAGAGCAAGAGUACAUGGAUCUUCAUACUGUAGAAACAGACAGUGGACAUGCUACUUCAGCAAAGCAAGAUACAGCGGAGAGCAGACCUGAAAAAUACUUGGAGCCACAACAUAGGUAUAGUUCUCCAGAAGAAUACCAUCACAACAAUGACUCACCAUCUGAAACGUCCCAUAAGGAUUUACUAUCUAAAGACCAAGACCUUAGGUAUCCUGAGCAAGAAAAGCCAAAGACUUUAGAUACUGAUUUUGUUGAGCCAGAGAGUGGAAAUGUUCUACCAGAGCAGCAGGAGCAUAAAGAUUCUGAUAGACAUUCUCAAUUGCAUGAAUCACAUACAGAGGAGUCACAUGAUUCUCAGGCCCAGGACACAUUGGACAACUAUACUUAUAUUCAAAAAAAUAUAAAUGGACAUUCAGGACUUGAAGAAUCAGAGCGCAAAGACAAUAGGUCAAGUGGACCUAAAUUAUCAGAUGACAUCCACAAAGAAAGUCCAGAGGAGAUAGUAUCAGACACAGGGGAAACUAUAGAAGACAGUAAUUUUGAUUUUCUAGAGGGCACUAGUGUUUUAGAUACGUCAUUAAUGAGGUCCAGAGCAUCUCUUGGGAAAAAAAGAUGUCCCAGAACACCUGCAACAGGAACCUGCACAUCUCAAGAAGAGGCUGAUCCUGAAUACUGGAUGUUUCGGGACUCCACAGAGCCAGGAAUUUCACCAAAAAAAGACUCUGACAAUGAGGAAAAGGAAGAGACAUCUGAUUGUACACAGGAGAACUCUCCCCGAUCAGUAAAAUCUCCUACUAAGAAGGGUGGAAUAUUUUCUGGAAUAAUCUCACCAUCUAUACUAAAGGGUCGCUUGAAAUCCCGAAAUAAAGAAAAGGAUAAAGAAAAAAAUGAAGACGAAGCUGCCAAAGCUGAAGCAAAGGAAAGCCAAGAGCCAACAUCUCCUGGGAAAGACAAAUCAGACUCUUCCAGUCACUCUCUUAAUUGGCUGCAAGCGUUAAAGAAAAAGAAGAAAAAGCAACCAAAGUGAAGAUUGCCCCAGACAACAGAGGACUGACGUCUUAAAGUGUCAACUUCUCUUUAUAUGCUGGUCAUGUGUGCUGGUUUAUCCCAUUCCUUAUACUGAGCAUUUACUGCUAUACUAAAAAAAUGUCUUAAUAUGUAUGCUGGAUCACAGGCAAAUUCGUCACUUAAAGGGAAGUUGUACAUGUAGUCCUAACUGUGAGCAACAUGUCAUAGAACAGAAGGAGGUGCACAGAAAUAUCUGUGGGUAAAGAUUCAGUAGAACUGGUGGUUCAUUCAUUUAAAGCUCCACUCUUUCUAUGCCUAAUAGUCCAGUGGGUGGUCCUAACCAGUGAUUGAAAGCUGCCUCUGUAUGCAUGUUCAUACAGAGAAAGAUGUCAGUCACGAGAUAGGACUGCCCAGUCGACUCCUAAGCAUAGAAAUAGUAGAGAUUUCAGUAAAAGCAAUACUAUCAAUCUACUCGGCUCCUUCGGCUCUAUAACAUGCACCCUGCAGAUUAGAUAUCACGUUCAGGUUAUCAAUUUUUUUUUUUUCCAGAUAUUUUUUCUCUCUCGGCUUAUUUUACUUACUUUUGAUAUGCGUUUCCUAGGAUAACUCAUGCGACAAGUGAAUAUUGAUUUUUUUAACACUUUUAUAUGGGUCGCAAAUUUGAUUUUCAGAUCCCCUGCUAGAAGAUUAAUUUCUGGCUGCUUGCAGCUAACACUAGAGGGAGCUCAUUGGAUACAGAUUUAGUAUGUAGUUUGAUUUAUAUAUCCGUGUUAACCUGCCUAGAAAGUGAUCAUGUGACUGUGUGAAGUGAAAAACUGCGCCAACCAGGGCACUUUGUAUCUCCUCUAGCAGCUCCCACAAAAAAUAUCUAAAAAUGAUAGUGGAGGCUGGCAAAUUUCUUAAAUAUAAAAUUCAGUGGACAUUGUAUGCUGUGCCAGGCAUUAAAAUAAAUAGCUGUUUUGUGAGGAAAUACUCCUCACACGGAAGACCUUUUCCCAUUAAAUUAAAUCUUUCUUUGGCCCAGCAGUUUGAAUCAUACCAUGGCAAUGCAAACCCCCCUGGCCAACUUUUAUUUACUCAUAUAUGAGGUUACAGGAAAGAGAGGGGCAGGAUACAGAGCAUUCACUGUCAGUCUGAUGGAUUUUACUGUGAAAAGUAUUCUGCAGCUGCUAUGUACUGUGAAACACAGAAGCUGCGGAAGCCAAACUUAGGCUACUUUCACACUAGCGUUCGGCUGUCCGCUUGUGAGCUCCGUUUGUAGGGGCUCACGAGCGGACCCGAACGCUUCCGUCCAGCCCUGAUGCAGUCUGAAUGGAUGCGGAUCCGCUC
Molecule: messenger RNA, 6551 nt
Organism: Bufo gargarizans (Asiatic toad)
Lineage: Eukaryota; Metazoa; Chordata; Amphibia; Anura; Bufonidae
Gene: CNOT12
Product: tankyrase 1 binding protein 1
Exons: 10
Coding region: 67-5241 (1724 amino acids)
Biological process (GO): cellular response to ionizing radiation; double-strand break repair
Cellular component (GO): heterochromatin; nucleus
Source: RefSeq, a predicted model, not a curated record